Zerene cesonia (dogface butterfly) is the source of this 594-nucleotide messenger RNA. RefSeq lists its product as uncharacterized. The coding region runs from base 1 to 546 and encodes 181 amino acids. NCBI's taxonomy places the organism in Eukaryota, Metazoa, Arthropoda, Insecta, Lepidoptera, Pieridae. Gene Ontology annotation, molecular function: odorant binding. The record is from RefSeq and is a predicted model, not a curated record. The transcript is spliced from 4 exons.
AUGACGCAGUACAUAUUGAUCUGCUUUAUUGGAUACGCAUGGGCUUCACGGCCGCAUGGAUUCUCAGGCACACUUGUAGACUUUACAGAUCCAAAGGUUCAAGGUCACUUGGAUGCCUUGGUACGGAUGGCGCAAUCUUGUGUCAUAAAAGUACGAGCUACUCCGAAAGACGUCAGAGCCUAUUUCACCAACUCGCCGCCGAUCACGAGGUCGGGGCAAUGCUUUGCUGCGUGCAUGCUUGAACAGAGUGACGUCAUCAAUCAUGGAAAGGUUAACCGGGAUCUACUGAUUCAUUUAGCCGGGCUGGUCAACGGCAAGAAUUCCCGUGUAGUACGCAAACUGCACAGCAUAUCUCGUCUCUGUCUGGACAGCAUUGAGGGCAUGUCUGACAGAUGUCAGCUUGCAUCCACCUACAACGACUGUCUGAAUGAGAACAUGAUUGAAUUCGCCUUCCCUCUCGACUUGGCUGAGGAGGCGGUGAGGAAAAUGCCGUUCCAUUUGAUACAACCGAACCUACCACAAGAAUUAAGACAGACGUCGUUUUAAAGUCAGCUAUUUGAAAGUUUAUAUUUUUCUACAAAUAAAAUUAUUCCU